Jatropha curcas is the source of this 1636-nucleotide messenger RNA. Lineage: Eukaryota; Viridiplantae; Streptophyta; Magnoliopsida; Malpighiales; Euphorbiaceae. The record is from RefSeq and is a predicted model, not a curated record.
UUUGGAUUAAUUGAGAGAUGGGAGGCAAAACUAGUAGCAGUAGUGGUAGGAGUAUGGUAAUGGUGCUGUUAUUGUUGUUUUUAGGAAUUCUGAAAGUGGAGUCACAAGAUUAUGGAGAUGCAUUGACAAAAUCCAUAAUGUUUUUUGAAGGUCAGAGGUCAGGGAAGCUGCCCUCCACACAAAGGAUCACAUGGAGAAAGGAUUCUGCUCUUCGUGAUGGCUCUGAUAUUGCUGUGGAUUUAUCUGGAGGUUACUACGAUGCCGGAGACAACAUUAAAUUCAAUUUUCCCAUGGCUUUCACAACGACGCUAUUAGCUUGGAGCGUGAUAGAAUUUGGGGCACUAAUGGGCCCAGAGUUAGGACACGCAGUAGAAGCCAUUCGGUGGGGAACUGAUUACCUUCUCAAGUCCACCAGCGUCCCUGCCUCUGUGGUUGCCCAAAUUGGCCAACCCUAUAGUGACCAUAAUUGCUGGGAAAGACCUGAAGAUAUGGACACUUUGAGAACCACUUACGUUGUUAAUCGAACACAUCCUGGCUCUGAAGUUUCUGCCGAAACUGCCGCUGCACUAGCAGCUUCUUCUUUGGUAUUCAAGACUAGAGAUUCCGCGUAUUCUAACAUCCUUCUCCAAAGAGCUUUCUCGGUAUUUGACUUUGCCAAUACGUACCAAGGAUCUUACAAUCUCAGCGUUGGGCAAGGUGUUUGUCCAUUUUACUGCGAUUCCAAUGGUUACGAGGAUGAAUUGAUUUGGGGAGCGGCUUGGCUGUACAAAGCAACUAAAAAUUCCAAGUAUUGGAAUAUCAUUCAACAACACAUGCAAUAUGUAAAAUUUAUGUUCAGAACACGUAAAGAUAGUGUUGAUUCGCUCCGGUACCGCUUUGCUGAAUUCGGAUGGGACUCUAAAGAUGCUGGCAUUAACAUACUUGUCUCCUCGGUAAUACUUGUCUCCUCGGUAAUUCUAAUCUGAUCCUAUUACAUGCACAUUAUAAUUCAAAUUUAAUUUUUAAUUAAUCAAGAAUGAUGUUUGUCAGGUGGGUUGCUAUUCAAACCUGGAGGAAGUAACUUGCAACAUGCAACCUCUUUGUCAUUCCUUUUAAUUGUUUACUCCACCUAUUUACAACGAGUUGGUAGAGAUGUUCAUUGCGGCAAUGUGGUGGUCACUCCGAGUAAGAUUGCUAGCCUGGUAAAAAGCCAGGUCGAUUAUAUACUGGGUAAAAAUCCAUUAGGCAUGUCCUACAUGGUGGGAUAUGGCACAAAGUAUCCUCAAAAAAUUCAUCACCGUGGCUCGAGUUUACCUUCAAUUGAGAAGCAUCCUGCGCAUAUUGGGUGUCAUGAAGGAACCCCAUAUUUUGAGAGCAAAGAUCCGAAUCCAAAUGUGCUUGUUGGUGCCGUUGUUGGAGGACCUGAUAGUUCUGAUCAGUUCGCUGAUGAUCGUUCUAAUGCUCCUCAAUCCGAACCUACUACUUACAUUAAUGCUCCUCUCGUUGGAAUCUUGGCUUACCUUAAAGCAUAUCCAUAGCCGUAGAACUUGUUAAUUUUCAUUUUCAGGUUUUUUAAGCCAGUAAGAUCAAGGAUGUAUUAAGAAAUAGGGUAAAUACUAUUUCUUCCCUGAGAUUUGACCUUAAUUGCUAUUUCACC